AUGAUUCAAAUAACCACCAAAGUCAGUGCUUCUGGUGAUAUAACAUCGCAGAAUGAUCAUAAUAGAGCUUGCUUCCGCCAGGUUCAUAGAGAGCAGCAGAAACAUGCCAAUAAUUCGCCGAAGAUAAUAUCUAGUCUAGAUCAUUCCAAUAGCUUGUAUGAAGCACCAGUUGAGGGAAGGAAGUGUGAAGAGGGUAGAGGAGAAAAUAUAGAAGAAGAUAGGGGAGGUGAUAGAGGAGAGGAAGACAGAGAAAAGGAAAGAGGAGAGGAAGACAGAGAAAAGGAAAGAGAAGAAGACAGAGGGGAAGACAAAGAAGAAAAUAUAGAAAAAGAUAGAGGGGAAGAUAAAACUGAAGAUGAAAAAGACGAGGCUCUUGAGGACGAAGACCAUUCUAAAGUAUUGAGUUUGAUCAAAUUAUGUUGCGAGUAUAUUAAAACUGAGAAUGUCGAGGCUUUAGCAUUAAUUGCUAGACAAAAGGGUGUUCCACCAUUUUUGCGAUAUAGAAUUUGGCCGAUGUUAUUAAAGAAGCACUCUUUUGUUGUUGAUCCAUAUAUUAAUCCAAAUUUUGAUGAAUUCGAAGAAGAAGAGGAAGAAGAAGAGGCUAAGGAGAAAGUGAAUGACGAAAAUAAAGAAGAGGAUGCCAAUAGAGGAGAUAAUAACGAUGAAAAUACAUCAAAGAGAAAUAUCAAAGCGAAACCUAACCAAAGAAAUAUUCCUAUUAAACAAAUUAGAAGUGAUUUAAAGAGAUAUUACCGAAAAAAUAUCCACCAGAAUAGUGGUGCAAACGUUUUAAAUGGAAGCAAUAACAGUUCUUAUACAAAGAGCGAUCCUUACCACCAAUUGUCACUAAUAGAGAAGAGGAUAUUCAAAACUUUGGAAUAUUCGAUUGUGAAAUUCCUUCGUAAAUGGGGUAGUAUUUUCAAAUAUGAAUCUGGGCUAGCUUGGAUUGCUCUUGGUUUGGCAGAGUGGUAUCCGCCAUUAUUGAACAAUAAACAUUAUACUGAAUAUAAUGAUGGAAGUAAAUACGUAUUAUUGGGAAAAGACAUGUGUCUUGCAAAGUUUGAAAAAAUUCAUAAGGGAAAGGGAAUUAGCAAAAUUGUUGAUACUAAUUCCAAUCCAGCAAAGUCACGAUCCAACUCUGAUAUUUCUCUCUUAAACAGUACAAAUCCGAACAAUGUUGCAAAGGAGGUCGAAGAUUCGUCGGACACAAAUUCCACUACAUCAACCUUUGUGUUUGAUCAAGAAAAGAUUUAUUUUGAUGAUUGCAAUUUAUCUGAUACAAGUUGCAUCGUGGACGUGUAUGAUGAGUGCAAUAUUCAUUACGAUAAUUUCUUAACAAAAAAUGAGGAUUUAAAGGAGUUUGAUAAAGAAAUGAAGUUGCUUGAUGAUUCAAUCCCAUUGAAAUAUAAGUUAUCGUUCCCUGAAAUAUUUGAAAGGUUAGUGUUGGUAAUACUACACGCUCCAGAACCUAGUGAAGAAGAAUUGAACGAAAUAGAGAAAUCAAUGAAGAAGACUGAUCUAGAAUCAUCCGAAUCACUUAGUGCCAGCUCACCACCCCCAGACUCUAAACACAAAUUCAUUUCGGAAUCAAUCAUCUCUUUACCAGUAAAAGGGGCAUCAAUUGAUGAACGAGUAUCAUUCUUUUUAUAUUUGCUUCGAAAAGUUCUCGAUGAGUUAUCCAGCUUUUUUAAGGAAGAAGGGGUUCUCACAUCUAGCUACAAUUUGGUUAACAAUGGAGACGAAUGGUUACUAUGGUGGAUUAAAUGGUGUGGGGCAAAGACAUUCAAUAAGAUGGAUAGAGGUAGACUUUGGGAUUUGGUUCUUGGUUGGAGGCCAUUCCCAUUAUUGAAAGACAGCGCGAAAAUUAAUUUGGAAAAUGUGGUUAAACAAAUUUCUGAAACUGAUCAAGGAUUAAUUGAACAAUUGGGAGGCGAUAUUUACUGGAAUGCUGUCGCUAAAACUCAAGAUCACGAGUUGAUUAAAACAGUCAAAAGUCUACUAGUUCUUGAAUCCACAAAUGAGGCAACGAGUGAUAUUGCAGAAGAAAGCACAGGAAACUAUGUUUUAUCAUCAUUGAUUCCAUCAGCCGUCCGGGAAAAGAAAUUCUCAUAUUCUUGUAUUGACCCACACAUAGAAAUACUAUUUAUUUAUUUGGCAUUUUUGAAAUCUCAUGAGAAUUUGAUAUUUGAGCUUGACCAGGCUGAAAUUCGACAAUUUUUGAAUAACGGAUUGAUGACUACCAAUUUUUCAAACCGGUUUGCUAAGAAGAAAGCCUCAAAAAGUUUGAAGAGCCAGCAUAAAUCAUACGUUGCAUAUGGUGAUUUAAAUCCAAAGAAUGAAGCUGCGGGAAUGGUUGGUAAGCACACGAGUAGUAGUACUGAUAAUGGAUCAGUGAAGUCGCCCGAAGCCCUUAGUUCGCCAGUGAACAACCUUAACUUGUUUAAAUCGCCCAUAGCUUCGCCUCAACCCAACGUGAUUCAAAUGUCAGUAAAUAGAUUGAGAAGAACACUGUUCCUAUCAGAUUACCACUCAUAUCCUCCAAAUUCACUUACGCCUGAACCAUCGCCGAAACUAGACAACAUUAUUAAUAAUACUGAUAAUGAUAGUUCUCAACAGAACUAUGAUCAUUCUGCUUUUGUUCUACCACCGCCAACAUUGUCACUAAUCACUAUCAAUUCUGAAACAAACACACUGAAAUCCAGAAGUAAUAGCACUAGCACAACCAGUACAACAAAUUUGAGUCCACUAAUGACGCCGAUGUCCAGUACAAUUUCAGCCAAGUUAGGGGACAAGAAGGACAAGAGUUUACCUUUGGUGAUCGACAAGAAUAAUGAUGAUAUUGAAGAUGUAAUCCUACGAAGUGCAAAUUUUUGGAAAGAUUGGUUGAUGGAGGAAAUUAAAUUUGAAAAGGAACCUGAGAAAUAA
Saccharomycopsis crataegensis is the source of this 2925-nucleotide messenger RNA. It is a transcript of the gene OCA5, whose product is annotated as Oca5p. The coding region runs from base 1 to 2925 and encodes 974 amino acids. The record is from RefSeq and is a predicted model, not a curated record. The transcript has a single exon. Lineage: Eukaryota; Fungi; Ascomycota; Saccharomycetes; Ascoideales; Saccharomycopsidaceae.